UCAUAAUAAAACUGAUUCAACGUUUGGCUCCUAUCAAUUAACAUUUUAUAACUGUAGUGCAUUUUCAACAUGUUCAUCAUGUACAAAUGUUAUUCAAUCUUCUUCAUUAUGUUCAUGGUGUCCUACUACAGCCACAUGCAUUGAUAGUACAUCAACAUGUCAAAUUGAAUUAAAACGACCUAAAACAUCAAUCUCAAAUCAAAAUGAUUGUCCAGCUAUGUAUUUCACUCAACAAUAUCGAAUUUCAUUUGAUAAUUUUGAUAUAUCGAUUAAUGUUAAAAUUGAGCAAUGCAAUAAAAAAAAAUUCUAUUUACAAAAAAUGGAUUAUUGUAUGUUACGUGAUUUUAGAAAACGUUCAUCUCUCAUCACACGACAAUAUAAAUUAAUUCAAAUAGAGACAAAUAAUAAUAAUGAUGAUGAUUUAUGUUUGUUAACAUGUCAAUUUACAUGGAUUAAUCAACAACAACAUAUUUCAUCUUCACGUAAACCGUUAAAUAUGGAAUUAUCUCUACAUUUAAUUAAUAAUUCACUAUUAAUACCAAAAUAUUAUUCAACAUCACAAAUUCAAUUAUAUAAAUGUGAAAAAAUGGCACAUAAUUGUUCACAAUGUUCAAAUUUACAUCCAUUAUACAAUUGUGUAUGGUGUAAAAAUGGAUGCCGUCUAAGCGGUACAGUGUGCGAUAGAGCAACAAACAAACAACAAUUGUGCGUUCCACCUCAAAUUGAAACUAUUGAACCAAUCAAUUAUCCAAAGAAUGGUGGUACAAUGGUAACAAUAACAGGAAAACAUUUAACAACAAUAAUGAAUGAUAGUCCAAUUAAUAUUCAAUUGGCUGGUAUACAAUGUGAAAUAAUUAAAGAAAAAUCAGAUUCUAAUCAAUUGAUGUGUCGUGCUGGAAAUGCUGAACAAAAUAAAUCAGGUCAUGUAAAAGUGACGAUUGAUGGUCAACACAGUAUCAGUGAACAGCAUGUGUUCUAUCUAAUGCCCUUAGUUGAAUCAAUUGAACCUUUAUUUGGUAUUUUGGAUGGUGGAACAAUAUUAACAAUAAUUGGACAAAAUUUUACCCUUGGUAAUCAAUUUGUAACAGUAACAAUUGGUGAAAGUCUAUGUAAAAUAUUAAUCAUACAAAUGAAUUUUAUUCAAUGUCAAACAUAUCCAUUUGAACGUAUUGGAAAUAAAUCUAUCACCAUCACAUUUGAUGAACAAACGAGUAUUAUUUUUCAACAAUUUUUUUACGUUGUUCAAAAUCCUACAAUUGAUAUUGAUUAUCUUAUACCUCAACAAAGUUUUGUUAGUGGUGGAAGACAUAUACAUAUAAUGGGAACAAAUUUUGAUUUUCUUCAACAAAUUAAAAUGGAAUUUUCAUUAGAAAAAUCAACAUCGACUGUUUAUGUAUCAUCUAUGCGACGUUUAAGUAAUUCAACUCAUCUUGUUUUCUUAACACCUUCAUAUCAUGAUUUUAAUUUAACUACACUACAAUCGACUCUACCACCAAUUAUCAAUAUUAAAUUGGAUCUUGAUGGUUAUAAUUUCACACAUUCAUCUCUAUUUCUUCAUUAUGUCAAUGAUCCAAUUAUUUACGAAUUAGAACCUCCAUUGAUCCGUCCUUAUUCUAGUGAAUUAGUUAUAUUUGGAAAUAAUAUGACUUCAAUUGGUCAUACAAUGAAUGAUGUUUUUGUCCAUAUUGGAUGUGAGAUUUGUACUAUUAUCUAUUUUACAUCAAAUAAAAUAAUCUGUCGUCCACCAAUUAAUAAACCAUCAAAACGAAUUACAUCAAAUAAUAUGGAACGAUUAUGUUAUGAUUCAGAACAUCCAUGGAUCAUUGUCAAUAUUGAUAAUAUUCAUUCACUUGUCGGAUAUAUAAUUUAUCCAAGAAAAAUAAUUAUCUUAGGUAUUGUUAGUGGAUGUUUAUUAACAAUUUUAGUUGUUGUUGUUAUUAUCUUAAUAUUUAUAUGUUUAAAAAUGCGUUAUGAACAUCAUAAACGUCGAUAUGUGUACGAUGAUAACAGUGAUAACAAGAAUAAAAAACAAUAUAUUGAAUAUCGAAAUGGUAGUACAAAUUUAAUUUAUCAGCAAGUACCAUUAAAACAAAGUGACGUGAUUGAACCACUCUACAAUCAAACAAUUACUCCACUUGUCUCAUUAACACCAAUUCGUUCCUAUGAAUCCUAUUUACAAACAUAUUUUAUUCGAAAAAAUCAAUUAUUGAAUAAACGGCGUUCGUCAACAUCGUACGACACUCCAAAACACUUUGUAUGCUCAGCAACAGAUGAUUUAAUUGAAAAAUUUCAAAUAUUUUUAAAAAAUGAACAGUUUAUCUUAGCAUUAAUUAAUAUUUUGGAUGAUGAUGAUAUUGGUGAUAAAUUAUUGAAUACAAUCGUUUUAACACAACAUCAAAAUAUUCAACAAUUUUUAAAAAUUAUUUUAACUUUUAAAAGUGAGAAAAAACGUUAUAAUUUAUAUUAUGAUAUAUAUGCUUUAAUCAGCUAUGAUUAUUUAAAAACUUAUGUAGCCAAUACUUAUUAUCAACUCUACUUAAUAUUAAAAGCAAAAAUGAAUAGUGGACCAUGUGAUUCAGUUGAAAAUUUAUCUUACUAUACAUUAAAUGAUAGACAAUUGCUCAAAGAUACCACGAUUUCAUUUAAACACAUUCAAUUAUGCGUUCACAUUGAAACAGCAGAUGACAAAUCCUAUGACUUAAUCCACAUUCAAUGUUUAACAUGUGAUACAAUAACACAAGUAAAACAAAAACUGAUUGAUCAAAUAUUUCAAUGUUUACCCUAUUCAAAACGUCCACAUUAUGAUGAUUUUGAUCUAAUUUUAUUUACAACAAAACUAAUAGCAAACACAUCAUCAUGUUCAUCUUCCUCGUCAUGUUCGUCCACAAAUUCAUCUUUACCAUUAACACGUAAAGCAACAAAUGUCACAAAACAUUUCUUUUUUUCCCGUAACAUUAUUCCAUCUAAACAUGAUCAUCAUCAUCAUCAUCAUCAACAAGAAUUAAUUUUAUUGCAUGAUAUUGAUAAUACAAGUGAAACGAGUAGUCAUAUGAAAAAAUUAAAUACAUUACAACAUUAUGGUAUUGUCAAAGAUGGACAUGAAUUUAAAUUUCAAUUGAUUAAAAAUAAUGAGGUUACACUAUCGAACUGUGGUAAUAAGAAUAGAAUUAAAACAACAAAUGAUCGAUUUAUUGAUAUCAAUACAUCAUCACGAUCAAUGACUAAUAAAAUCAAAUCAUCGACAAAUAUUAUUACCAAUCAUUUAUCAUCUCCAUGUCAUUAUUGUUCGCAUACUAUAUCAUCGAAUAGUGAUAAAAAAGAAUUUAAUUUUAAUUCAUUCUCAUUAAAAUCAACGUCAACAUUAAUGGAACAAGAGAAUAGUCGUAUAUUUCAUUUAUUAAAUCAUACAUAUGAAGAAAUUCGUGAUAGUCGUGAUUUAAUUCUUCAAAAUAGUGAUACAUGUCGAUUAUUUGAAACAAAAUCAUUAAUUAAUGUUCAUUUAUCAACAUUAAUUGAAAAUAUAUUUAUUAAUAGUGAUGAUUUUAUUCUAAAAUAUCUUGAUGGAAAUGAGUCUUUUAAUUUUGAAUUUUUUCAUAUUUUUUAUGCUCAUUUUAUACCGUUCAUUAUUCAUAGUUUAAAUUGUUUACUUGAUCUACAAUUACAUCCAUGUUUACAAAGUUCAUUUGAAAUAAUUGCUACUCUAAUUCAAAUUGGAUGUUAUCAAACAGAAGGACAUAUUAAUUGUUUAAUAUGCGAAAAUACAACUAAUGAUCAUAUUCACAUGAAUAUUCAAAAUUGUAAAUUAUUAUUUACCGAUGAAAUUCAACGAGUUCGUCUUUUGUACACAAAUAUUCAACGUCGAUUAACAAAUAAAUUGAAGAUGAAACAUAAUCCCGAUUAUUUUACAACAAAUAAAAUAUUGACUGAACAAAAUUUUGAACUUGAUCGAUCUAUUUUAAAUGAAUUAUUACAAUUUUCAUGUUCACAUUUUGAACAGAUUGUAAAUGGAAUUCAACAUACGGAACUUGUGUUUAAUUUUGUAACAUUUGUUCAAAUGUGUUCUGCAAAAACAUCAUUAUCAGUAAACAAAGUUUUCUAA
Messenger RNA from Didymodactylos carnosus, 4099 nucleotides. NCBI's taxonomy places the organism in Eukaryota, Metazoa, Rotifera, Eurotatoria, Philodinida, Philodinidae. The record is from the annotation of a GenBank genome assembly.